AUGGGUCGCGAGAUCAUCUCGAUUCAGGCCGGACAGGCCGGUAACCAAAGUGAGGACACUGUCCCGGAAGUCAAAGUGUUCGACGGCAUGAAGCUUCCAAAGGCGGCUCAGCACCGACAAAGGACCUUCCUCCAGCUGUUGCAGUACCUACGCAACCUCGAGGACUGGGCGCACGAUCAGGGCGACCGAAAGGAUGUGUUCUUCUACCAAGCCGACGACGAGCAUUACAUCCCGCGAGCGAUUCUGGUCGACCUCGAGCCGCGCGUCAUCAACCAGAUCAUGGCGUCGCCGUUCAAGGACCUCUACAAUCCCGAGAACGUCUAUGUGUCUGAGCAGGGUGGCGGCGCGGGAAACAACUGGGCACAGGGAUACUGCACGGUGAAGGAGGGGAUCUACGAGGACAUUCUGGAGAUGAUCGAUCGCGAGGCGGACGGAAGCGACAGUCUUGAGGUAAGCUCCGUACAACUCGGUGCUGUCAAUGAAGCGGUUGGUGAACAACGCCGACUCGGUCGUGGUGCUGGACAAUGCGGCCCUGACGCGUAUCGCCGCCGACCGGCUGCACAUCCAGGACCCGUCGUUCGUGCAGACGAACCAGCUCGUGUCCACCGUCAUGGCGGCAUCGACGACAACCCUCCGCUACCCGGGAUACAUGAACAACGACCUGGUGGGCAUCAUUGCGUCUCUGAUCCCGACACCGCGGUGCCACUUCCUGAUGACGUCGUACACGCCCUUCACGGGCGACGAGAUCGACAAGGCCAAGAGCGUGCGCAAGACGACGACGCUGGACGUGAUGCGCCGCCUGCUGCAGCCCAAGAACCGGCUCACGUGCACAAGUCGCUCCUCCGCAUCCGCGAACGCCAGCUCGCAAACUUCAUCCCCUGGGGCCCGGCCAGUAUCCAGGUCGCACUGACGAAGCGCAAGACGACGCAGAACCGCGUCAGCGGCAUCAUGAUGGCGAACCACACCAGCAUGGCCUCGCUGUUCAAGCGCAUGCUCGAUCAGUACGACCGGCUCAGGAAACGUAACGCGUUCCUCGACCAGUACAGGAAGACGGAGAUGUUUGCGGACAACCUCGACGAGUUUGACGAUUCACGACAAGUCGUCCAGGAACUCACGGACGAGUACAAGGCGUGCGAGAGCGAGGGGUACAUCAACUUCAGCUAG
This is a messenger RNA of Trichosporon asahii var. asahii CBS 2479, 1164 nucleotides long. Its product is annotated as tubulin gamma chain (Gamma tubulin). The coding region runs from base 1 to 1164 and encodes 387 amino acids. Lineage: Eukaryota; Fungi; Basidiomycota; Tremellomycetes; Trichosporonales; Trichosporonaceae. The transcript is spliced from 7 exons. The record is from RefSeq and is a predicted model, not a curated record. Gene Ontology annotation, biological process: mitotic cell cycle; mitotic spindle organization; microtubule nucleation. Gene Ontology annotation, cellular component: gamma-tubulin complex; microtubule; nucleus. Gene Ontology annotation, molecular function: GTP binding; structural constituent of cytoskeleton.